UGAGUACUGCAGGGUGGACAGAAUCGCUACGGGGAACAAGUAACAUGGAUUAUAUUGAGGAGUUUGGAGGGGCUUGAACAGAAAUGAUGGUAUUAACAACAUGCAAAGAUGGUUCCAACAUCUCUUUAAAUCAAAAGGUACUUUCCCAGCGCAGCAAGACAAAGAUGGAACAAUAACCCAAAACUCUGUUAGCGGUGUCUCAUCAUCUGCAUCAACAUCCUCACAGCAUUCUUCCCUGUCGCCGGGGACCACACCUUUGAAAUCCCAGCAGUUGGACAAUGCCCUGAACUCGGAGCUGAGAUGGAAACGGAAGUAUGAUGUGUUUGUGUGCCACAGCUCUUCCCAUGCAGACACCGAAGAGGCCAAGCGUCUGGUUUUGUUCCUGGAAGCCCCGCCCCGCUGCCUCAGGUGCUUUCUGUCGCCGAGAGACGGCUGUCCAGGAGCUGCCAUUUCCACUGAGUUUUGCCAAGCAGUGCAGGACAGCCACAUACGGGCUCUAAUUAUCACUCCGAGCUUUUUGCAGGAUGACUGGUGCAAUUAUAUAAUGCACCAAGUUCUGGCAGAGGGACCUAUGUCCAACAGGAUGAUUCCCUUGCUUCAGAACAUGCCACACUCUCAAUACCCACAGGAACUGAAGUUUUAUUUCUACAUUGACCUCAGCAGGAGCCCAAACCAAGGCUACGGUACAGUCUACAAGACUGUGCUCAGGUACCUGGAGACCCUUGUUAAAAGGGAGAAGAUAUCUUAAUCUGAGGCAGCUCAAGCGGUGGAUGUAAUGUAGAAGGCAGCUUGAAAAAAAGAGAAACUCAUGUCAAAGUUGUUCCCUGGGACUUCAUCUCCACCUGAUGUGAUGCAAAGGGGAGCUGAAACCUAUCGUGACAGUUGGUGUGAUCCUGAAACCUAUCGUGACAGUUGGUGUGAUCCUAACUGAUUUAAUACGAGGCUGGAUAAAAAACCACUUCUGCUACCGGCCUAAGUCCCUUUUGUGACGCUUUUCGUGGUUCGUGCAGUGUAUUUAAAAAAAAAAAAAAAAAAAAAGGAAGCUAAUGUGACAUAUAUGACAUGUUUGUUUGAAUUGUCAACACUAUGUGUUGAUGACAGUUAUGUGAUGUACAGUGAACAGGAAACGACUGAUUUCCUCCAACGGAUAUACAAAAAUAUCCUAUAUGCUUACUGAAAGCAGAAAUACCCAUCCAUAUGACCCUCCACACCCACUUUUGCAUUUCCUGAACUAAGUAUGUAUGGACAGAACUCUCAGAACCGCCUGAGAGUUCAGAUAUUUAUUGUAUUUAUUAUUUUGAUAUUCGGGUCACUGUCUUCUCUGCAGUAGAAUGAAGUCACAGCAUUCUCAUUUUGGAGAAUCAAGUGCUUGACCAUGUGAUAAGAGCAAGUUGCCAUGUUGUUAGGUUGCAGUAUCAAUACCAAUGUAAAAAAAGCCAGGCAGUAAAAUAAAAUAUUCUACAACAGUAAUGUUACAUGGUGAAAGGAAAUGCUUGGCUUUGUUUAAACAGCUAUAAAUAAAGCCAAUUGAACACAAGCGUCCGGAGACCUUUAAUUAUGAAACUG
Messenger RNA from Cololabis saira (Pacific saury), 1566 nucleotides. RefSeq names its product toll-interleukin 1 receptor (TIR) domain containing adaptor protein (gene tirap). Lineage: Eukaryota; Metazoa; Chordata; Actinopteri; Beloniformes; Belonidae. The record is from RefSeq and is a predicted model, not a curated record. Gene Ontology annotation, biological process: signal transduction. Bases 101 to 748 code for a protein of 215 amino acids. The transcript has 3 exons.